UUCUCCUAAUUUUUUAUUUUUUAUUUUAUUUUAUUUUUUGACAGGCUGAAUGAGAGCAGAGAGAAAGGUCUUCCUUUGCUAUUGGUUUCCCACCCUCUUCCUCCUUUCUCUUUUGUUCUUCUAAUUUUUUAUUUUUUUCUUUUCUUUUUUUUUUGACAGGCAGAGUGGACAGAGAGAGACAGCGAGACAGAGAGAAAAGUCUUCCUUUGCCGUUGGUUCACUCUCGAAUGGCCGCCAUGGCCGGUGCGCUGCAGCCGGCGCACCGCGCUGAUCCAAAGCAGGAGCCAGGUGCUUCUCCUGGUCUCCCAUGCAGGUGCAGGGCCCAAGUACUUGGGCCAUCCUCCACUGCACUCCUGGGCCACAGCAGAGAGCUGGCCUGGAAGAGGAGCAACCAGGACAGUAUCUGGCGCCCCGACUGGCACCUGGUGUGCCAGCGCCGCUAGAUGGAGGAUUAGCCUAGUGAGCCACGGCACCGGCCUUAUUCUCCUAAUUUUUGCAAUGAUCUACUUUCAGUUUACUUUAUACUCAUAAGAUUAACUCUACACUAAGUAAAGAAUUCAACAGAUAAUAAUAAUAAGAAAAAAUCAGUGUUCCUCAAGCCUUACUUUAUUUUUAAAAGAUUUAUUUCUUUGAAAGACUGAGUGAGAUAGAGAGAUAGAGAUAGAGAUAGAGAGAGAGAGAGAGAGAAAGAGAGAGAGAGAAAUUCCAUCUGCUGGUUCACUCUCCAGAUGGCCACACAGCCAGGUCUAGGUUAAGCCAAAGUCAGGAGCCUGGAACUCCAUCUGAGUCCCCCACAUAGGUGUCGGGGGACCAAGCACUUGGGCCAUCUUCCAUUGCCUUCCCAGGAACAUUAUCAGGAAGCUGGAUUGGAAAUGGAGCAGCUGGGCCUUGAACUGGCUCUCUGAUAUGGGAUGCUGGCAUUGCAGGUGGCAGCUUAAUCCACUGUGCCACAAUGCCAGCUCCUUUCUAACUGUAGUAUACUCAAUGAAAGUGAUCAUGACUAUUGGUAUAGAUUUAGUCUUUAUGUACUAGUUAGUGUUCUAUAUAAAAUUAAAAAUGCAUGGAGAAAACCAAGCUAUCCGUUUUGCUUUUGAAAAAGGAAAUAAAAUUUAUUUUGUGCAAAAUAUAUGGUGUGUUAUACAGAAACAAGUGUCAUUUAGAUUGAGGCGGGUAAGCUGAGUAAAAUGUUAAAAACUGCUACAUUGAUUUAAAUGUUCAUUGAUACUAACUAAAUAUAUGGGCUGACUUAUAUGUUACAUAUAAUGAUUCAGAAUAUCCCAGCAUUUAAGAGCUUAGCCUCUGUAGUAACAGACCUAGAUUUGAAUCCCCAAUCUAGUACUUACUAGCUAUCGACUGCUGGUGAGUUACUUGAUAAUUCUAAUCUGCUGGUUAUUUUCUUCUUUAAAAUGAAAUGAUCAGAAUCUGCCUUUUAGAUUUGUAAUAGGAUGAAAUCAGGUAAUUCAUUAAAAUAUUUUGCACAAUUUCCUAUUCUUGUACUAUAAAAGUGUUUAAGAAAAUUUGCUGUUUUAACUACCCAUAUUAUUGUUGGUCUGUUUGGGUGGGUAAAUAGAUUUCCUAGCUGAAAUGAUGAAGAAAGAGCCCAUAAUGACAGAAGCUUUAUUUUCAUAUUGAGUCUUCUUCUCUCAAUAUGUAUUUAUGCCUGUUUGCCUGCCUUCAGAGUCUCUUUAAUAAUAUGACUGUAUUUUCUCAUGCUUUUUACAUAAUAUGUGUACUGACUUCCCUUAAAUGACAUGAAAUCUUGUUAGGAGAUAUUUCUUCUCUCUCUCUCUUUUUUAUUUGACAGGUAGAGUUAUAGACAGUGAGAGAGAGAGACAGAGAGAAAGGUCUUCCUUCUGUUGGUUCACUCCCCAAAUGGCUGCUAUGGCUGGCGCUGCGCUGAUCUGAAGCCGGGAGUCAGGUGCUUCCUCCUGGUCUCCUAUGUGGGUUCAGGGGCCCAAGCACUUGGGCCAUCCUCCACUGCCCUCCCGGGCCACUGCAGAGAGCUGGACUGGAAGAGGAGCAACCAGGACUAGAACCCCGCGCCCAUAUGGCAUGCCAGUGCCGCAGGCGGAGGAUUAGCCAAGUGAGCCACAGCGCCGGCCCCUAUUUUCUUCUCUUUCUAAAGUCAGGGUCUGAAUUAGAUAGUUUCUAACAUUCUGUAAAGUCCAAGUGCCCUGUGAUGGACUUGAUUUUUUAUGUUUUUCUUUGAAAAUAAAUUGUUAGAUGGGUGGGGAAGCAUUUAAAAUGUAUCUACCAGCAGAUGGCACUCCAAUAUUUCUACAGUAGGCAACCCUUAGCUAUUCCCCAAAUAGAAAUUAGGCAAAACUGGACACAUUAAAAAGAAAGCUUUGAAAUGUUUGUUACUAUUGUGAUAAAAAUUACAUAUGUAUCAAUUAAUAGACCCUCUAGAUAUACAUAUUGAUAUUGAGCCAUAAUCCCGUAUGUGCUCCACAGUACUUUCCACCAAACUAUUAUUAUAGUACUCAUCAGAUGGACAUGUAAGCUCACUUGUUUACCUGUUCAUUUUCCAGAUAAACUGUCAGAUUAAGGGUGAAGAUGACAUUAUUUAUCUCUGGAUUCCAAGGGUAGAGGAGGUGACAUAGUACCUGGCCCAUACUCAGCACUCAAUUAAGUGUCUCUCCUUUUCGUCCCUCAGAAAAUUGGUUAAGUAUUGCCUUGUAUGCAGGAGAAUGUUCAUAAACAUUGGUUCAUGCAAAGCCUUUUAUUUUUUUUUCUCUUUAACAGUUACUUGUAACUAUCAACUCUAAUGUGUUUGAUGUAUGUUCUUUGAUGUUUUUGUGUCCUUGUAAAAUGCAUUGUUUUUUUGUGUGUUUAAUUUGCACUAACACUGUACUGGAUAUAUAUCAUUCUGGCUUUUUGGUGUAUGUUCCUGGCAUAUCAUUGUAUUUAAAGCUAUCUAUGUUGUUGAAUACAUAUUUAAUACAUUGCUUGUAACAGCUGCCCUUAUAAGUUCACCUAUCCAUUUUUCUUGCGAUGGACAUCUGGGUGUCUCAUGUUCCUCACUCUUAAACUUAGAGCCUUAUGGAACACCCUCAUUCAAAUUCUUUUCUGAGUUGUGCUGGGGUUUAUGCCCACUAGUGGGGUUGCUGGGCCUUAGGAAAUAGGCAUACUUAAUUUAGCUAAAUACUGCCAGAAUACUCUCUAGAAUGGUCCAGUUGUUUUACAGCAAAAGAAGGUUUCCACCUCUCUCCAUCCAUAAUUAUUGUCAUCUAGUAUUUCAAAUUUUGCCAAUUAGAUGGUGUAAAGCAAAAACAUUUCCUUUUAAAAUAUUUAUAUAUUCAUGUUUGUUUAUUUGAGGAGAGAGCAAGAGAGAGAUCUUUCAUCCACUGGUUCAUUCCUCAAGUGCCCACAAUAGCAGAGGUUGGGCCAUGCUGAAGCCAGGAGCCCAGAAUUCCUCCUGGUCUCCCACAUGGGUGACAAGGACUCAAGUACUUGAGCCAUCAUCUGCUGCUUCCCAGGAUGUACGUUAGCAGGAGGUUGGACUGGAUGGAAGCGGAGGCAGGACUUCAUCCCAGGCACUCCAAUGUGGAAUGCAGGCAUUUCAAGUGGUGGCUUAACCCCUGUAUCACAGUGCCCACUUCUGAAAAUAUUUCUUGUGUGAAAUGAUGAUCAGCUGAGAAUCAGCUAAAGCUAAUAAUAUGUAUGCUAUUUUUAGUUGCAUGAUUUUCUUCCUUUGAGGAUGGUCCUGUGCUUUCUGAACUUUCCACUGUCUAAAUGUAGGAAUGAAAUAGAUACCAAUAUUUUUUUGAGAUAUGCCUUAGAAUCUGAACUCCUUCUCCUCAUUAUUUGAAGUCUAUGAAUCAAGUAGAUCAAAUAAUAUUGUAUCCCUUAUUAUCUAUAUUUGUUCUCUAAAACCAUAAAUAAAAUAGUGUUGUAUAGUGAGGGAUCCAAGAUGUGUCAGGCCUCAUUUUAAUUGUUCAAAAGCUUCUUAGGUGACUUUAAUAUGUAAUCAGGGAUGAGAAUCACUUAGAUUCUCGUAUUAUUUAUCUCUACCUGAAAUGGAAAAAGAUUUAUAAGUAUUUAAACACAGAAAAUAUAAUUUUAUUGUGCUCAUCAGGCUUCAGAAAAUCAUAAGAAUUUAAAAUUUAAGUGUCUUAUAGAAAUUAAAUGCAUUUCCUAAGAAUACAUGUCUGUAGAUGACCAAAGGACUAGAAGAAACAGAAUAAUUUUGAUGACAGUUAAGGCUGGUAUGGUUUAAUGUAACUGGCUUAGAAUAAAGUAAGGACUUGGAUCCGGCUCUAUGGGCCAAAUCUCACUCCAGAGAAUUAGAGAUCUAGAUGUCAGGUCACACAGAGAGAAAAUAUUCAGCGAAGUAAAUAUGUACUGGAAGAGUUAAUAGUGUUUAUGAGUUGAUUUUGAUGCUUGAAGAAUGGGCUGAAUCAGUAUAAACCUUCCAUUAUCAACAUUUGCAUUAUUAUGAACUUAGCACAUUGAGUAUAAAACGGUAAAAGUGUGCCAUAAAUCUAGGGAACUGAAGACUAUAGUCAUAGCUAAUCGUUUUUUGAGGCUCAAUGAACACAAUUAUGUUCCAGGGAAAAGUUUAGUUACAGGUUCAAUUUUUAGUGUUGAGAUUAUAUAUUAAAUAUAUUGAGAUACAUAUAGAUGAUUGAUAUAUUUAACUUUUUUAGAAAUUAUCUUUAAUGUCAGUUAAUGCUUAAGAAUCAUCCAACAGGGAAAGUAGUAUGUGUAAACAACUUACAUUACUAUAUCUAUCUACCCGUCUAUUGUUAAUGAAGCUGAAAAGUAUGUGAAAGGCAAUCUGAAUUUUUACUCCUGGAAUAUUAUAUACAAAGGCUCUCAGGUAUUUCAGUAGCAAAUAUACCAAAAUUAUAGUAUAGUCAUCAGUCAGUAGAGCUGGUUUUAGUAUCAAGCUCUUUGAGAAACAGCUUGAAAUUUUAAACUGUUUUUAUUACUGAAUUAUGGAGACAAAGCCUGUCAUACCUAUGCUGUGAACAUAAAAGGAAAUAGUAUAUAUGUAAGCUAUUAUUAUAGUAAUUUCAAACCUCAGGUUUUAGGUGUAUAAUUUCCUCUUAUCCCAUCUAUGUUCAUUUAUUUCCUUUUCUUUCUUUCUUUUUUUUUUUUUUUUGGACAGGCAGAGUGGACAGUGAGAGAGAGAGACAGAGAGAAAGGUCUUCCUUUACUGUUGGUUCACCCUCCAAUGGCCGCCUCGGCAGGUGUGCUGUGGCCAGUGCACCACGCUGAUCCGAAGCCAGGAGCCAGGUGCUUCUCCUGGUCUCUCAUGUGGGUGCAGGGCCCAAGCACUUGGGCCAUCCUCCACUGCCCUCCCGGGCCACAGCAGAGAGCUGGCCUGGAAGAGGGGCAACCGGGACAGAAUCCAGCACCCCGACCGGGACUAGAACCCGGUGUGCCGGCGCUGCAAGUGGAGGAUUAGCCUAUUGAGCUGCGGUGCCAGCCAGAGUUCAUUUAUUUCCACAAUGAACAUCAAUCAGAAUAAAAAUUACUUUUACUAAGUAGCAAUUAUAUGCCUGGUACUAAAGGAAUUAGUUCAUUUAAUUCUAAUAGUACAUGUGGAAGGAAGUAUACCAAUCUCUAUUUUAUAGAUAGGGAACCUGAGGCUUGGGAGGGAUGUGUUACUUGUUAACAGAAGUCACAGUAGCAGACAGUAAACUGUGAACUAGAAUUUGUUUUAAAGAUUUAUUUAUUUUUAUUUGAAAGAGUUACACAGAAGAGAGACAGAGAGGUCCCCCAUCCACUGGUUCACUCCCCAGAUGGCUGCAACCGCUGGAGCUGUGCCGAUCCGAAGCCAGGAGCCAGGAGCUUCUUCCAGGUCUCCCACAGUUACACACAGGAGAAGGAGAGACAGAGAGAGAGAGAGAGGUCUUCCAUCUGCUGGUUCACUCCCCAGUUGCCCACCAAGGACAGAGCUGAGCUGAUCUGAAGCCAGGAGCUUCUUCUGGGUCUCCCACCAACGCUGUCAACUGGAUUUGGCCCCAAACACAGGACAUAUCAGUUAGUCCCAGUCACCAGUCCCAGUACCCAUGUUGGUGACUAGUGUAUUUCCACUUGUCUGAGAUGAAAUGGCAGGACAUAGGAGACCCUUGCCCGUAGACAGAGCUCCAGGUUUGAAGGAAAAGACCCUGAUUCUACUUGAUGUGAGCACCAAGAACCCAGUCAGAACAGUCAAUGAGAACUUCCUCUCUCUGCAGCUGGAUCCGUCCAUCAUUCAUGAUGGCUGGCUCGAUUUCUUAAGCUCCAAACGUCUGGUGACUCUGGCCCGGGGACUUUCACCCGCCUUUCUGCGCUUCGGGGGCAAAAGGACCGACUUUCUGCAGUUUCAGAACCUGAGGAACCUGGCGAAAAGCCGAGGGGGUCCGGGUCCGGAUUACUAUCUAAAAAACUAUGAGGAUGACAUCGUUCGAAGUGAUGUUGCCUUGGAUAAACAGAAAGGUUGCAAGAUUGCCCAGCACCCUGAUGUUAUGCUGGAGCUCCAGAGAGAGAAGGCAGCUCAGAUGCACUUGGUUCUUCUAAAGGAACAAUUCUCCAAUACUUACAGUAAUCUCAUAUUAACAGCCAGGUCUCUAGACAAACUUUAUAACUUUGCUGAUUGCUCUGGACUCCACCUGAUAUUUGCUUUAAACGCACUGCGUCGUAAUCCCAAUAACUCCUGGAACAGUUCUAGUGCCCUGAGUCUAUUGAAGUACAGUGCCAGCAAAAAGUACAACAUUUCCUGGGAACUGGGUAAUGAGCCAAAUAACUAUCGGAGCAUGCAUGGCCGAGCAGUAAAUGGCAGCCAAUUGGGAAAGGAUUACAUCCAGCUGAAGAGUCUGCUGCAGCCCAUCCGGAUUUACUCCAGAGCCAGCUUGUAUGGCCCUAAUAUUGGGCGGCCCAGGAAGAAUGUCAUUGCUCUCCUAGAUGGAUUCAUGAAGGUGGCAGGAAGCACAGUGGAUGCAGUUACCUGGCAACAUUGCUACAUUGAUGGCCGGGUGGUCAAGGUGAUGGACUUCCUGAAAACUCGCCUGCUAGACACACUCUCUGAUCAGAUUAGGAAAAUUCAGAAAGUGGUUAAUACAUACACUCCAGGAAAGAAGAUUUGGCUUGAAGGUGUGGUGACCACAUCAGCUGGAGGCACAAACAAUCUAUCAGAUUCUUAUGCUGCAGGAUUCUUAUGGUUGAACACUUUGGGAAUGCUGGCCAACCAGGGCAUUGAUGUAGUGAUACGGCAUUCAUUUUUUGACCAUGGAUACAAUCACCUUGUGGACCAGAAUUUUAACCCAUUACCUGACUACUGGCUCUCUCUCCUUUACAAGCGCCUGAUCGGGCCCAAGGUCUUGGCUGUGCAUGUGGCUGGGCUGCAGCGGAAGCCACGGCCUGGCCGUGUGAUCCGGGACAAACUGAGGAUUUAUGCUCACUGCACAAAUCACCAUAACCACAACUAUGUUCGUGGGUCCAUUACACUUUUUAUCAUCAACCUGCAUCGAUCAAGAAAGAAAAUCAAACUGGCUGGGACUCUCAGGGACAAGCUUGUCCACCAGUAUUUGCUGCAGCCCUAUGGGCAAGAGGGCCUGAAGUCCAAGUCAGUGCAGCUGAAUGGCCAGCCCUUAGUCAUGGUGGACGACGGGACACUCCCAGAAUUGAAGCCCCGCCCCCUGCGGGCCGGCCGGACAUUGGUCAUCCCUCCAGUCACCAUGGGCUUUUAUGUGGUUAAGAACGUCAAUGCUUUGGCCUGCCGCUACCGAUAAAGCACCCGACACUCACAAGCUACCCGUGGGCCUGCCGGACGGCUUCCACCCUUCCACCCCAUAGUAUCCUGACUCUUCAGACCUCUCCACGACCACUGCACCACCCCUCCUGCUGCAGUCACACAGACCUGCUCUCCAAAGGGACUCCAUGUCAUAGCAUGAGCUUAGCGUAGAUAGAUCACAGCCGUCCACGAGGAAGACGGAGCCAUCAUCCCUAUAUAAGGAGUAAAGUUCAUGGGUAGAGCUGUACAUGUCCACUUACUAGCACCGGGAACAGAAGCUGCCAGCACACUCCCAGGCCACACGUUUCCCAAGGCUCCCCCGGCCCUGCUCACACAGCAGUACGGUUCCACACCCUCAGCCCCCAACAGGAACCGGGGACCCACAAGAACCAACCCCGUCUAACUCCUUCCCCUGUGUCUGUUUCCUGCUGCUGCCCUGGGUUUCCUGAUACCUCUCUUCCCACUGGGGGGGCAAGUGGGCGAGUCAGCUCUGGCCUGCUGGGCGAGCUGCUGGCGGAUUUUCCUGGCUGAUGUAUGGGAGUGUGCAUCUGGGUUUCUGACAGUGGCAUCCAUCACUGGCUAUUCCUCUGGGAAACGAGUGCUUCGCAAGGAGAAUUACACUCAGACUGCAGCCUUUGUCAGAAGGUUCUAUUCCUCUGCGACUCCAGAUCUCCCCAGGCUUGGAAUGGGAGUCGGGUAACAAUAUUUGUUGAGUGUAGAGCAAUGUAUUCGGCUCCACAAAAAGCAAUCAUCAUCCUUCAUGUUGCUAUGGAGGAGAGAGUUUUAGUACAAAGAGAAAGUGCACUGGAACAUCAAAUACAUGCACACACACACACACACACACACCCCUCAACUUAAAGCAAAUUAGACCUGCUCCCACAAGGAGGGAUUACUGAGGGCUUGGUAAGGCAAGCCCUUAAUUGUUUGGUUGAACAAAACCGUCUUCUAAAAGCAGAAGGUGUUAUUCAGAAGUCAUCACUGUAGAACACAGCUGAGUCUAACCAUGCUCCCCCUCCCCACACAGCCGUGCACCUCUCAGAGGCACCCACCAGACAGAUGGCCAGGUCCAUCCCAUCCCAAACCAGCUUACCCGGGCACAGUCAGAGCUCUCAGCCAUUUUAGGGAAGAACACAGGAUCUGGAGGCUGAGGCUAGACUGGAGUGGGAGGCGGGAGGCUUCCGAGCUGGGAAGAUGGGACGUGGAGAGACGCACAGUUCAUGAAGAGGAUCUUCAGGGGGUCCCAGGGCUCCUCGGUUCUUUGCAAGCAGACUGCAACCAAAAUCACUUCAUUUUCUGCGGGUGUGAUUUUCUUUCUCAGGAUAAAUGCUGCAGAUAAUGCUUCUUUAAACAAAAAAGGAGGGAAUAUUUGACACUGUCUCUUAAUUUAACAAUUAAGAGUGUGAUACAGUUUCUGUGACUGGGAAAGAAUAAAAUGUGGGAUGGGGACAGGGUUGCUGAGAGCAGAGGCCAAGGAGCCUGCCUCAAAUGCCCGUGGGGUUCAGGACUGGGGCCAGGUCUGCAAGUGAGAGACAGGCAGGAGACGAGACAAGAGGGGAAGCAGGGGAUUCUCAGCUUGGAAAACAGAAGUUGGCAGAAGGAUGCCAUUUGUGUACGGAAGACGGUGACAUGGCUCUUGGUGUGCUUACUGUUAGGCCCAGGAGGAGCAACCCCCAGGAGAUGCAUGACAGUGGGCAAGGAGUCACAUGGUCAGUGCUGUACCCAGCACGGAAGUGGCUGGGGAGUGGGAGGGACCCUGAGCCCUUCCAGCCAGGCCACCCCGGGAGGAGGGAGAGGAAAGACGGGACAGAUAGGCCGAAGUGUGGAAGAGCAAGGAAAGGACAGAGGAGUCAAAGGCUCUUUGUCCAAACUUGUCAAGACUUGUGCAGAUAGCAGUCCCCUAGAGGUGACACAGGCACAGGGCCCCUGACCGUUUGCUUUACAUACAGAGGAGCCCCCAGAAUGCGGUUGCUGACACUACCCCCGUUUUCCGAUGAGGUUGGACAGGGUCAGCAGCUUGCCGAGGGUCGUCCAGGGGAAUGGGUUUGCUGAGCACGGCACACCCCAGAGCCUGCCCCCGACCGCCAUGCAUGCACAGGCCACAGAUUCACCUCGUCACUUCUCGGUAGGUUCUGCUCAUUGGGUACAGCCAGGACCGCCAGUGCUUCACUCACGCCCACUUUCUGUAAAUAAGUGCUGGUUCUUCACCAUGCUUUGCAGAUACAGUAACUCCUUCUGCUUUGGUCUUUCUCUGCGUAUUAAAAACUGCUCCCAAGAG
Molecule: messenger RNA, 9998 nt
Organism: Oryctolagus cuniculus (rabbit)
Lineage: Eukaryota; Metazoa; Chordata; Mammalia; Lagomorpha; Leporidae
Source: RefSeq, a predicted model, not a curated record